UAUCAGGCGGUCUCGGCGGAUUUGGACGAAUAGACGCGAGCAGAACCAUUGAGAGAGAGAGCAGCAAUGACGGCUGAACCGCUUCGGUCGGUCUCGGCUCCGGCCCCCAACUCGAUGGAGGACACCUCUCUGGUGCUGCCGUCCGACAGAAAACAGUGCACCGGACAGCAGCGGGUCCGGGAGCAGGUGAAAUCCAUUAGGAGAAGCAAGUCUGUCAAGAAUGACUCCGUUACGUCAACAACAAGUCCGGUGUCAGCGACAGAAUACAGUGAGCCUAAAUUCCAGUUCUCUCCGACAAAACUGAACGCCACCCUUUUCAAAGUGGGCAGCUCCAACAUGAGCACAAGACAGAACAGAAUGACUGUUCGCAGCGUAUCAAUGCACAACACCGUGAGAAGAAAGACCCAGAGCACCAGACAGUAUGACUCUCAAAUUAACUGGGUUUCAAAGUCCGCAUACAGUGGCGUGAAGGCCAGUGACAGUGAAUUUGUUGUGGAUAGAUCAGGCACCCAGUUAACCAAGGAUGCCAUGCAGAGGUCUGCCACAAUGCGAGUUACUCGCACAAGUGUGGGGCAGAAGAAUAAUGGCCAGUCACAAAUGAAGAAUGACACCAUGAGCAGAAGCAAAUCAGAACCGACAGGUAUGAAUGAAACCACAGGAUCUAUGCCUAACAUCACUCUGCAGGAUGCGGUGGAGUACCUGACAUGCAUGGACGUGAGCUAUCAGCUGUGUGGAGCUUCCUUCAUACAACACCACACCUUUACGGAAGACAAAGCCAAGCAGCAGGUUUGGCAGUUGGGAGGGAUUCCUGCUCUUAUUUACUUGCUGAAAGUUGAAAAUUCACAGCUGCAACAAACAGCAUCUGCUGCACUGCGCAACGUUGUUUAUAAGGAUUCCAAUAACAAGCUUCAGGUGGAAAGUUGUGGAGGAUUAGAACCCAUUUUGACCUUACUCAGAGACACCAACAUCACAGAAACCCAGAAACAACUCACUGGUCUGUUGUGGAAUUUGUCCUCGGCUGAUACUCUGAAGGCAAAGCUCAUCAGGUGUGCCCUUCCCCUACUUACAGAAAACAUUGUGAUGCCAUACACCUGCUGGACAGACAGCAACACCAGCAAACUCAUUGACCCAGAGGUCUUCUACAACACUACCGGCUGUUUACGAAACCUCAGCUAUGCUAAUGAGGAGCACAGGAGAUGUAUGCGAAAUUGCCCAGGACUGAUUGACUCGCUUAUGACACACGUUCAGUCUGAGGUGGAAAGUGGCCAGCCCGAUGACAAGUCAGUGGAAAACUGUGUCUGUAUAUUUCUUAACUUGAGCUAUCAGUUGGAGAAGGAGGCCCCUGACCACUUCAAACAGUUCCCAGUUGAGGCCCCGCAUGAGAAUACAAGCAAAAAGAGCAUCUUCAGCCCCAAGCGCACCAAGACACAAAAGAAGUUUAGCUUCCCAGAAAUAAUGGAGGGUGAGCCUGAAGGAGUAAGUUGGCUUUACCACACAAAGUCGCUGCAGUUAUACCUGUCUCUGCUGAGCUCUAGUCACAAAGAAGCCACUCUGGAGGCAUGCUGUGGAGCUCUACAAAACCUUACUUCUUCAAAAAGCCCGAUGUCCACUAUGAUGAGUCAGACCAUCAUUCAGAAGAUGAAUGGCCUCUCUGUCAUUUCCCCUCUCCUUAAAUCGGGAAACUCUGGCUUACAGAUGAUCGCCAUGUCCUUGGUGGGGAACAUGUCCAGGGUGUCAUUUCUGUUGGAAACUUUGGCCAAGGCAGUUCUCCCUGACGUCGCCUCUGUUCUCACAGCUGUGACCCCGAGCAUGGUUAAGUAUGAUCGCAGCAUCGCCACAGCGUGCAGAGUGAUGCACAAGCUCCUGUUGGCAGAGCCUCAGAGUGCUAAGAACGUGUUGAACACAAAACUCAUCGACUCGCUGACCACUCUGAGUGAAAGUAUGUCAUUUGAGACUGCCAGAAAUGCUGCAGGAGUUCUUCUCUACACUAUGUGGGGGCAAAAAGACAUUCAGAAUGUGUUGAAAAAGCAAGGGAUGAACAAGGACACAUUUAUUAAUGCAGUCACUACUACCUCUUACAAAUUUGCAUCAAGCAUGAAUGGACAUUGAAUGACAUGCAAAUGUGGUCUCCUGUAUUUUAGGAUACUCUCCUGUCUAUGUAUAUUGCAGACCAGGAAAAACCUGCAUAAAGUUGCUGAAAGGGACAUUUCACCCAAGAAAGAAAAUCCUGUCAUCAUUUAAAAGUGAAUGGUGACUAAGACUAAUAUCUCCUUUUGUGUUCCAUGCAAGAUAAACAAUAAUUUUCCCUUUAAUCCCUUUAAAUUAGCAAAUAGGAACAUUUAUGUCUGAACAGUACACAUUAUUGUGAUUCAUGGACAAGUUGUGUAAUCAAUAACCAGUCACAUGGUAAAAUCUUUUAUUUGCAUCAGUGGAUUACUGUUUGUGUAAAUGUAUUGCUAACAGAGGCCUGUUGAAUCCGCAGAUAUCCACAUUUACCAUGAGAAACAUACGCUUAAUCUUGCCAAACUUGCACUACUGGUCCUGCAGAGUAAUAAUUCCAUAAAAUAAUUAUUUUACCAAUGUUGCGAACAGUUUUAAAUGUAAUGUUAUAUUUCAAGGUGAUUUAAGCUUUUUGAUCUUGAUGCAAUGAGACGUUUACUUUAUGUACAUUUGGUAACUGUAUGUACCAUUUUAAAGUGUGUGAAUUGUACAUAUGCUGCUUUGGAUGCAGCUUUUGUGCCAUCUUUGCAGUGACUUUUAGGUUUUGGUACAUUUUAGUAGAGUUAACCGCAAUAAGACUUGUUUUCCAAAUAUAAAACAUUCUUACAUAAUAAUUAAGGGAAUAAUUGACCAAAAUAAAGGGAUCAUUCACUGUUACUGUAAUUGAAACCAGAAUCCAUUUAUACUCUCUUUAUUGAACUUUAUUGUCUUUAUUGAACCAUAGAUUGUGCCUUUUCUGUUUCCUAUUUGCUCAUAUAAUGAAUGCACUGUAUUUUGUGAAUAUUGUUUGUUAUGGGGUAAUUAAGUUUUACUUUGAAUGUAACAAUUUUUAUUGGAGAUAUUGUGAUGAAAUUCUACUUAUUUGGUUUGGCUUUAACAUGUUUACAAUAUUUCAGUGCAAAAAUAAAAUGUG
Messenger RNA from Myxocyprinus asiaticus (Chinese sucker), 3133 nucleotides. RefSeq names its product plakophilin-1-like. Gene Ontology annotation, cellular component: plasma membrane; cytoplasm; adherens junction. Gene Ontology annotation, molecular function: cadherin binding. The transcript has 14 exons. Lineage: Eukaryota; Metazoa; Chordata; Actinopteri; Cypriniformes; Catostomidae. Gene Ontology annotation, biological process: cell-cell junction assembly; cell-cell adhesion; intermediate filament bundle assembly. The record is from RefSeq and is a predicted model, not a curated record. Bases 67 to 2109 code for a protein of 680 amino acids.